UUAAGCGUCACGGGCGGGACUCUGCUGCGGAGCCCUGGGCUUUGAACAUGUCGCGGCCGAAGGGGUUAGCGGGGCGGGAUACCCGAGCGGGUUUCCGAACUGAGAGCAGAGACUGCAGUGCCUGCGUACCCCAGGGACUCUUAAAGGCGGCUAGGAAGAGCGGCCAGUUAAAUCUGUCGGGCCGCAACCUCAGCGAAGUGCCUCAGUGUGUUUGGAGAAUCAAUGUGGAUAUCCCUGAGGAAGCUAAUCAGAAUCUUUCAUUCAAUGCCUCUGAGCGAUGGUGGGAGCAGACGGAUUUGACCAAACUAAUCAUAUCAAAUAAUAAACUUCAGUCACUUACUGAUGACCUCCGACUCCUUCCUGCACUGACUGUUCUUGAUAUACAUGAUAAUCAGUUGACAUCCCUUCCUUCUGCUAUAAGAGAGUUAGAAAAUCUUCAGAAACUUAAUGUCAGCCAUAACAAGCUGAAAAUACUCCCUGAAGAAAUUACAAAUCUAAGAAAUCUGAAGGGCCUGUAUCUCCAACAUAAUGAACUCACUUGCAUACCAGAGGGGUUUGAACAACUUUCCAACUUAGAAGAUUUAGAUCUUUCAAAUAAUCGUCUUACAACUGUUCCUGCUAGUUUUUCUUUUCUGUCCAGCUUGGUGCGUCUCAAUCUUUCCAGUAAUCAACUGAAGAGUUUGCCAGCAGAGCUAAGUGGAAUGAAAAGAUUAAAGCAUUUGGAUUGCAAUUCAAAUCUCUUGGAAACUAUUCCUCCUGAAUUGGCCAGCAUGGAAUCAUUAGAAUUGCUAUAUUUGCGAAGGAAUAAAUUACGUUUUCUACCAGAAUUUCCUUCUUGUAAACUAUUAAAGGAAUUACAUGUAGGAGAAAACCAGAUUGAAAAGUUAGGGGCAGAACAUCUUAAGCAUCUGAAUUCUAUCCUUGUGCUAGACCUGCGGGAUAACAAGUUAAAAUCUGUUCCAGAUGAAAUUACACUCCUGCAGUCUUUGGAAAGACUGGAUCUAAGCAACAAUGAUAUUAGUAGUCUGCCCUGUUCAUUGGGAAGACUUCAUUUGAAAUUCCUGGCACUUGAAGGAAAUCCUUUGAGAACCAUUCGAAGAGAAAUUAUAAAUAAAGGAACCCAAGAAGUCUUAAAAUACCUACGAAGCAAGAUUAAAGAUGAUGGACCUAGCCAAAAUGAUUCUGUUACUGAGACUGCCAUGACACUGCCAAGUGAAUCUAGAGUCAAUGUGCAUACCAUCCUCACAUUAAAAAUGUUAGACUAUAGUGAUAAACAGACAGCUUUGAUUCCUGAUGAAGUGUUUGAUGCGGUAAAAAGUAACGUUAUCACUUCGAUUAACUUCAGUAAGAAUCAGCUAUGUGAAAUUCCCAAAAGGAUUGUGGAACUGAAGGAAAUGGUUUCUGAUGUCAAUCUCAGUUAUAAUAAGCUUUCCUUUAUAUCCUUGGAAUUAUGUACACUUCAAAAAUUGACUUUUUUAGAUCUCAGGAAUAAUUUUUUAAAUUCUUUGCCUGAAGAAAUGGAAUCAUUGACACGGCUACAAACUAUCAACCUUUCCUUUAAUAGGUUCAAAAUACUACCUGAAGUUCUGUAUCGAAUUCCCACACUUGAAACAAUUUUGAUUAGUAAUAAUCAGGUUGGAUCUUUGGACCCUCAGAAAAUGAAGACAAUGGAAAAUCUGAUCACAUUGGACCUUCAAAAUAAUGACCUCCUACAGAUUCCACCAGAGCUUGGUAACUGUGUGAACUUAAGGACAUUGCUACUAGAUGGAAAUCCAUUCCGUGUUCCUCGAGCAGCCAUCUUAAUGAAAGGAACAGCUGCUAUUUUGGAAUAUUUGAGAGACAGAAUUCCUACUUAAAUUGCAGUCAUUACAUAAUCUUGGUCAUGUUAAUUCUUAGACUUCUUAAAUUGAUAACUAACAUUUUUCUAAGGUAUUAUCUUCAUUUAUGAUGGUGUAACCACGUAUUGUGUUCAUACAUUUGUUCUAAAUGUUUUGCAUAAGAUUUAUGCAAAAAUAAUUCACUCAUUCCCACAUAGCAAACAGUUUCUUCAAAAGUGAAUUUUUAUUUAUUAUAGUUAAAUAUUUUUAUAAUGACAAAGCAUUUUUAUAGAGAUGCUUUUCCCAUUUCUACUUGUGUUACGUAUAUUAUGACCAACUGACUUGAAUAUGACCAUCCAAUUUCUAUCUUUUCUUUAAACUUUUUUUUAAUUUCUAAAUUUUCAUUGACUAUACAAUUGAAUUUUAUUUAAUACUGUUCUUUGGCUUUUCAUUAUCCAUGAUAAGACUUUUGUGAUAUGGUUGGUAUCAAUAUAAGUUUGAAAUUAAUGUUUAUUGUUUUGUUUUAAUAUAGUUGAAAUGUUUUUUCCUAUUCUUUUUUCCAUGUUUCAUGAAAUCAUUUUACCAGGGUUUCUAAUGUCACAGAAAUGGUACACAAGAUAUAGUUAUUAGUGGAGAAAAUAAUAAAAGUGUUGUUUUAAUUGCUCUCACAAUUUUGAAUUUAAAACUUGAUUGGACUUUUUUUUUAAGAUGCUUAGUACUAAAGUACUAAGUUUCCAUACAACAACCUAGUAUUUCUAGAUUCAACACAUUUAAAGAAAUUAGAUCUGCAUAUUUUUCCCUCAGAGUGUGAGCAUUUAAGCGAUACCUUUUGUUCUUUAAAAAAAAAAACAAAACUGAAAUUUUAUUAAUUUUAUAGAUAUCAGCAACAGAAAAUAAGAGCAUAUACCGCAUAGAAAUCUUGAAAUGUGUUUUAUUUAAAUACUAAGCAGGUAUUUGUAUGUAUAAUUACUCUGUUGAUGUGUUCUAAUCCUUCCUUGUGCGUUUCUUUUUAAUUUCCAAGGUCUUAAUUUUUUAAUUUGCUAGUAAUGUUAGUAAGACUAAAUUUGUAGUCAUGCGGUAAUUUUCUAAAAAGUAAUUUGUUAUAGAUGAACCGAUUUAAUAAAAAUUAAAUAUAAACAUUUGUAUUUACACCAAAAAUAUCAGAAGUAGGCUAGUCAGUCAUUAUAAAAUGUACUGUGUGAUUCUAUUAAGUAACCAAUUGAUAGACGGUAUUAACUAGUUUAUAUAAAUAGAUGGGUGGACAGGUAGAUAAGUAGAUAAUAGAUGGAUGGAUAGAUAGCUUUUGGGUGAUUGAGACAUAAUCAUAUUAUGAAAAAAUCAUUGCUAAUAAAGAUAAAUACUACAUGUUCAUUAAAAAGUUACAUUUUUCAAAUAUUGA
Molecule: messenger RNA, 3216 nt
Organism: Capra hircus (goat)
Lineage: Eukaryota; Metazoa; Chordata; Mammalia; Artiodactyla; Bovidae
Gene: LRRC40
Product: leucine rich repeat containing 40
Exons: 15
Coding region: 48-1856 (602 amino acids)
Molecular function (GO): protein binding
Source: RefSeq, a predicted model, not a curated record